Messenger RNA from Colletotrichum gloeosporioides, 798 nucleotides. RefSeq lists its product as uncharacterized. The record is from RefSeq and is a predicted model, not a curated record. The coding region runs from base 1 to 798 and encodes 265 amino acids. The transcript is spliced from 3 exons. NCBI's taxonomy places the organism in Eukaryota, Fungi, Ascomycota, Sordariomycetes, Glomerellales, Glomerellaceae.
AUGGACGCAUCUAAGAAGAAACUGCCCGACCUCGUGUUGUAUCGCGGAUUUCCCGUUUCGACUUCUUACGUCUGGUCGCCCUUUGUCACAAGACUCGAAGCAAGGCUUCGCUUUGCGAGGCUCAAGUAUCGUCUUGCCCAAGGCUCCAUGUCCCAAGCGCCUCGGGGCAAGGUCCCGUACAUGGAUUUCACUCCGAACGGGCAAGAUAAACCUUUAGCACUGGGUGACUCUUCUCUUAUUAUCCAGCAUCUUGUGGACAACAAUAUCUGUGAAGACCUAAACGAGUCACUACUGCCAACUGCAAGAGCCCAUGACAUGGCUCUAAGGGCGUUGUUUGAGGAGAAGCUGUAUUUUUAUCAAGGUAUGGAGCGGUGGCACGACAACUACGAGACGAUGAAAUCCGGAGUAAUGGGUGCAGUUCCUUGGCCAAUUCAACCUCUGAUCGGGCUUCUGGCCUAUCGUGGUCUAACCCGAACGCUGUACGGGCAAGGCACUGGGAGAUUUACGAGUGCCGAAAUUGCCAGCUUUCGGCAUGAUAUCUGGCAUAAUGUCAAUGCUUUGUUGGCCGAGGUACGUCUCACAGUGCCUGGCCCCAACGCGCCAUUCUGGAUAUUGGGCGGCUCAGAACCUUCAGAGGCCGAUGCAACUGUUUUUGGCUUCAUUGCUUCCGGUCUUGUAUGCAACGCGGCUCCGGAUACUCAAAAAGUCAUUCGAAGCUACCCAGUGCUAGUUGACUACGCGAAGAGGAUUCAUGAACACUACUUCAUCGAAUAUCAACUUUGGGACGACGAAAUGUAA